This is a messenger RNA of Colossoma macropomum (tambaqui), 3012 nucleotides long. It is a transcript of the gene rbm5, whose product is annotated as RNA binding motif protein 5. Gene Ontology annotation, biological process: mRNA splicing, via spliceosome. Bases 179 to 2713 code for a protein of 844 amino acids. The transcript is spliced from 25 exons. Gene Ontology annotation, molecular function: RNA binding. NCBI's taxonomy places the organism in Eukaryota, Metazoa, Chordata, Actinopteri, Characiformes, Serrasalmidae. Gene Ontology annotation, cellular component: nucleus. The record is from RefSeq and is a predicted model, not a curated record.
AUUUCCUCAAAGCACUGUGGGAAAGAGAAGGCUGCAGGAGGCCAUUUUAUCUCCCGAUGUUGGCGACGGAAGACGCGGGAAGUCACCGUUUCGUUCAGCUGCUAGCUUUUCGUUCUUCAGAGUGAAUUUCGGCAGUAGGUUGCAUUGUUCAGCUGGUGUCUUAUUAGGCGAGGCAGAAAUGGGUGCCGAUAAGCGGGUUAGCCGUACGGAACGCAGUGGCAGGUACGGCUCAGAGCAAUCUCGCGAUGACGACCGUAGAGACAGGCGAGAUCGAGACGAUCGUGGAUAUGACUCUCACCGCUGGAGUGAUGACCGCCGUAGCGACCGCUAUGAUGGAGACAGAGGGGAUCGUUGCGAUCGAUACUGGAGUCGGGACAGUCCUGAGAGAGGAAGGAAACGCCGUAGUAGUGAUGGAUCUGAUGAAGGGCACCACUCGGAUGGUGAUUACUCUGAGCACGACUACAGAGGUGACCCAGCUGAUGAGAAAGAGAGCAAAACCAUCAUGCUUCGGGGUCUUCCUGUCAACACCACAGAGGCAGAUAUUCGAACAGCAAUAGACCAGUUGGAGGGGCCGCAGCCGAUGGAUGUGCGGCUGAUGAAAAAGAGAACAGGUAUAAGCCGAGGUUUCGCCUUCGUGGAGUUUUAUCACUUGCAAGAUGCUACCCGAUGGAUGGAGACCAAUCAGAAGCUGCUCACCAUCCAGGGCAAGAGUGUUGCCAUGCACUACAGCAACACCCGGCACAAGUUUGAAGACUGGCUCUGCAACUCGUGCGGCCUGUACAAUUUCCGGAGGAGGCUGAAGUGCUUCAGGUGCGGCGCAGCCAAAGCAGACUCAGAAACUACCAGCACUACUGGAGGUACAGACACCCAGCCCAGUGGAGAUUACUAUGGAGACACAAUCAUCCUGAGGAACAUCGCCCCGCUGUCCACUGUUGAGGGCAUAAUGACAGCCUUGGCACCCUAUGCUAACCUGUCAGCUGGAAACAUCCGUCUCAUCAAAGACAAACAGACUGGCCAGAACAGAGGUUUCGCCUUCGUCCAGCUCUCCUCUCCGCUGGAGGCGUCUCAGCUCCUGACCAUCCUCCAGGGUCUUCAGCCUCCGCUCAAGCUGGAUGGGAAGACCAUUGGAGUUGACUAUGCCAAGAGUGCUCGAAAGGACCUGCUAUUGCCAGAUGGGAACCGCAUCAGUGCUUUCUCAGUGGCCAGUACUGCUAUAGCUGCUGCCCAGUGGUCCUCUAGCCAGCCGCUGCAAAGUGUGGAACCUGCAUCCGACUACAGCUGUGUGCAGCAAGGCUAUGUGCCUUUUUCACAGGAAUAUCAGGCCCAUUAUCAGCAGCUGCAGGCUGGAGCAGCGGACCCAUCCCAGGCCAACGGCAUACUUGGAGCUGCUCCAGGAGUGAAGGUGCUCCCCACUGCUGCAGGUGUGGUCAUCUCUCAGGGUGCUCAGGUUUAUCAGCCACAAAUCGCCAGCCAGCCAGCCACACAGACUUUGCAGACGAUACCAUCUCCAACCAUCACAGCAGCUGCCACCAUCUCUGCCCCAGCGACCUCUUCAGUCAUCACAGCAGCCCCCACGACAGCCAGUGCUGCACCUUCCACAACAGCUCCUUCUGAGGGUGCUAAAGCUGCUGUCCCAGACACUUCUACCUACCAGUAUGAUGAAGCGUCUGGCUACUACUAUGACCCUCAAACCGGUCUCUAUUAUGACCCCAACACACAAUAUUACUACAACUCGUACACACAGCAGUACCUGUAUUGGGACAGUGAAAAGCAGGCAUAUGUACCUGCAGCUGACUCCAGUGCUGGAGCGCAGACAGCUUCAGCCUCUGCCUCCACCCCAGCCAAAGAGGGCAAAGAAAAAAAGGAAAAGCCAAAGAGCAAAACCGCCCAACAGAUUGCCAAGGACAUGGAGCGCUGGGCAAAGAGCCUGAACAAGCAGAAGGAGAACUUUAAGAGCAGCUUCCAGCCCAUCAGCCAGGAAGAGAGGAAAGAGGCUGCAGCAGCAGAUGCUGGCUACAUUCUGUUUGAGAAAAAGCAGGCAAGUGGUUUGGAGAGACUUGUAUCCGAGGCAGCGAAGGCAACAGAAGAGGAAAACUCGUCCUCAAAGGUGGGUCUGGUGGCAGCCUACAGCGGCGACAGUGAGCCUGAGGAAGCCCCUGAAGGUGAGGAGAGGGAGGACAAGCUGACAGAUUGGAAAAAGAUGGCCUGCCUGCUCUGCAGGAGGCAGUUCCCUAACAAAGAAGCCCUGAUCCGUCAUCAGCAGUUGUCAGACCUGCACAAGCAAAACCUGGAAGUUCACAGAAGAUCCAAGUUGAGUGAAGCAGAACUGGAGGAGCUGGAGAGAAAGGAGACUGAGAUGAAGUACAGGGACAGGGCAGCUGAAAGGAGGGAGAAAUACGGCAUUCCCGAGCCUCCUGCACCCAAGAAGAGGAAGUUCACACAGCCUGCGCCAGUAGUGAAUUACGAGCAGCCCACUAAAGAUGGACUGAACAGUGACAACAUUGGCAACAAAAUGCUCCAGGCUAUGGGCUGGAAGGAGGGCAAAGGCCUUGGCAGAAAUCAGCAAGGCAUUACAGCGCCUAUUGAGGCCCAGUUGAGAAUGAAGGGCGCAGGUCUGGGUACCAAGGGGAGUAAUUAUACUCUGUCACCGUCUGACACCUACAAGGACGCAGUCCGAAAAGCCAUGUUUGCCCGCUUCACUGAAAUUGAAUAAGCUGUUGUGCGGUCUUCGAGUGAGCAGAACCUUGUGUUGCUCUUGCAGCUUUGUCUCCGUCGCUGAAGAAUGAACUGUGACUCAUAAGCAGAAGAAAACGGUUUAGAUGGAGGAGUUGUUGAGUUAAACUGUGUAUAUAUGUGUACAGAGUGUGUCCUGGAGAAAUGUGAAAUUUGUGUACAUGUAGGGAGAGCGUUGGACUUUUUCCCCCUUCCUCGUCCAAGCAUGGUCAGAAAACUGUAAAGUUUGUACAAUAUCACUUUUGUACAUAAGAGAAUAAAUGAUGUCAAAGUAUUGUA